This is a messenger RNA of Funneliformis caledonium, 2733 nucleotides long. NCBI's taxonomy places the organism in Eukaryota, Fungi, Glomeromycota, Glomeromycetes, Glomerales, Glomeraceae. The record is from the annotation of a GenBank genome assembly.
AUGAGCGAGAAGGCUCUCUCCAUUAUUCCAACACAAGAGGAGCGAUUUGAGCUCCUAAAAGAUCAUGCACCGGAAGAAUUUCUGGAGGCCUGUGAAAAGAAUGGUCAAUUCCGCCACGCUGCUGAAGAUCUGCACUCGCGUGGGAAGUUUAAAGAAGCUGCGGAUAUGUUCAUUCGCUCGGGCUUUAAGGAUGAAGAUGUAAUCGAAGCGUUCCAGUGCCUUUUACAUCUAUGUAGGGUAAAUGUUCUUAAAAGUUCAAUGACAAAUACCAUGAGUCCAAGUAACGCAGAGUUGCGCGAUAUCAUUUGCACGAUAUCUGAGACUCUCAAUAAAUUAGAAUCACAAUUAUCAAAGGCAAAACGCGAGGAAUUUGUUGCUGAAUUUCGUGCAAUAAAUAUAUGGCUGAAGAUUCCACAACAAUCCGAUAUCCAGUUUGAGUACUGGCACGAACGAUUGCAGUGUUUGCAGAGGUUGUGCGCGGACUUGGCCUUUCCUUAUAUAGAUACACGUCGAAAUGUCAACAAUUUGAUAGCCCGCAAGGAAUUCGAAGAAAUUUUUGUUGUGAGCGAGGUGAAGGACCGUGAGCAGAAACGGAAAUGUUCUUCUGACAACCCGCUUGUUCAUCUUAUUGACGAGGAUACGGCAGAAAAUAUAGACUAUUGGCAUGUAUACGAUGUGGAAGUUAUGCACCAUGCGAUCUCACAAUUACUUGUAUCAUAUAUAUACGAGCUCCUCUGGAAUGUCAAUCAGAGGGGUAGAGAGAUUCCGUUCAUAGGUAAUUAUAUCUGCUAUAAAUAUGAAUCCUGCCAAAAGUCAGAUUGCCGAAAACAUCACGUAGUUCCGUCACCGACGAUGCUGUAUAAGCGCCUCACACUUGCAUGGCUCCAAUACACCGUAUUGCGACAGUGGGAUUUAUUAUAUCACCUACGACUUCUUAAAGACGAGCAAAGUAAAGUAGUUCGUCCUGCAGAAAGGUGGUGGACUGAACAACUGGUUAAUUAUCAUAUUCGUUAUCAGUCACCGCAGACAAGUUGCCCAGAGGUCACUAAUAUGGUGCUUGCUAAUUAUACGUGGUAUGAAUUAAUCAAUACUGCUGAUAAGAUAUGGCUAGGGGAAUUAUCCAAUGAACCAAACAACUUCGCGGUCAUGUUAAAAUGUAUGCUCGUUUUUCAGCAGUUCCGGAACAAAUGGUCCAUUGAUAAGUUUAAUUGGGAAAUGUCAAAAACAAUAGAGCUUUUAUAUCCUAAUGAAUUACCCGUCGGUUAUGAUUACUACGGAUAUGGAUAUGCUGUAGCGAUUCCAGUUGGAAAGCGACUUUCGUUAUUCUAUAUUUGGCUCUAUUCUAAAAAUGAAUAUUGCGUAAUCAAUGCAAUCAUGCACAUAAACAUAUUUAUUCAAUACGCUAUAAAUAACGCUGAAAGCGUAUACAUAGAUACACCUGAUGCCUUUUCUGAUCUUGCAACCCUUAUGGAAUUCAAAGUAUCUUUGGUUUUUGCGGUCGCUCCUGGGUAUUGCAAUUUUUGCUUACCUCGGUCUUAUCUCGUUAAUUAUUUUGACGCAUGCAAAACGGAACCACUCAUUCCGGAUCGUCGAAGAUCAUACGACAGAGAGAACUAUAAUGCCGCAGUCAAAGAUUCUUUAGAACAAGUUCAACAACUUCUCGAAUAUUUGAUCUAUGAUGAUCGGUUCUAUCAAUAUCAGUCGAUCAUCCUUCGGCUGAUACGACUCUUGGUUCUUAUUGGUAGGAACGAACCCACUUUUGCAACGAAGGUAUUUAAUCUUUUCAAAUACCUGAGCAAAGACGCCUCUUCUAUAAAUAUAAAGAUCAAGAAAUACAUGGAUGAGAGUCAAAUGGGACGUCUUGUGAAUAUUCUGAAAGAUGACCUCAAAGAGACGGGCUGCGAUUCCCUAGUUAUAGUCCAAUACCAAUGGGGAGGCUUGUCUAGAUUUGCUGAAUUGGAAAAGUCUGGUGGUGUUAUGGUACUUAAAUAUAAAUCUAAUGAAGAAUUCCGAGAAUCCCUUAUGAGGAUCAAAUCACGAGUCGUUAUUGAGGAAAGUACCGAAACCGGUGUUCCAGCAUAUAAAUCCGUACCACAACGAACCGAACAAAAUAUCGCUUUUGUUGAAGACGAGGAUGAUGACCGACUUUCUAUUUCCAGGGAUGCCUCAGAGCCGACCACAGACACUCAAGCCUGGUUCCGACAGAUUCAGGAUUCUCCUCGAGCUCAAGAAGAGGCCAAAAAGAUCCAAGACUGGUUUCGCAGAGCUAUCGAGAAACGACAAAAGUCUCGCGAACAUGUCCAUGACCAAGCUCUAGAAAAGAUUUAUAAUGACGUAAGAGAUUUCUGCCAGGCCGUAACCUACUGGGAGUGUGCCGUGACGCAGAAGGGAGAAAAGGCGGUGCGUAGUUAUCAUAUGCUCUUGCGAGGUUUGGCGGUAGACGUAAUCGUGGAACUGACUAAGCUGCGAGACAUAAUGGAUAAAAUCAAGAAUAAAUUGAAAAAGAAAAUCAAUGAUCCUACGGAUGGAGAGAAGCUCGAAAUUUAUUUGGAGUUUGAAGACGAUCUAAAGGAAAUCCAUAACGAUGUUAAGCUAAGACUGAAUUCAAUUUCAACUACUGAGGGGGAACACGAAGAAGCGGACAUUGAAUGGCUGAAAUAUGAAUUGCAGCAGGCAAGGAAUACCAUAAAUCAGGUUAAGGAAUGGAUAGAUAAUUACAAAGCUGCGAUAUGA